AAGUGGUUGAAACAUUAACAGGUUCCGCCCCUGUAACUUUCCCCUCACAGUCCAGAAGGCCUCUAAACUCUUUACUCAGCUCUCUUCAAGCAUCGUUCCUGUGUCCUGUACACGGAGUCAUGGCUCUCAUUUCUACUCUAACUCCGGUGUUCGUGGCCAUCCUUUGCGUCGUCGUGGCCUUCAUGUUUAAAACGUGGCGCAGGUCCGAGUAUUCCUCGUCUCAGAAAUCCUCUAACGGCGGUGGAGAGAAGACACAAAAACGACCGUGGGUGGAUGAGGACCUGCAGGACGACACCGAGAUCAGCGGAAGAGAAAACGAGGAAGAUGAUUGGGCAGAAGCAGGGACAGAAGAUCUUCCCCAUGUUCCAUACAAUCCUCGUCGUUACCCGAAGGACGAAAUGCUGGAGCGCUCCAAACACUUCUAUGCCCUUUUGAAUGAGCGCCGGUCGGUCCGCUUCAUCAGCCCGGAACCUGUCCCUCGAGAGGUGAUCGAUAACGUGAUACGUGCGGCAGGCACGGCCCCAAGCGGUGCUCACACUGAGCCCUGGACGUUCGUGGUGGUGGUCGAUGCCGAGACCAAACACAAAAUCCGAGAGAUCGUGGAAGAGGAAGAAGAGAUCAACUACAGACAGAGGAUGGGAGAUAAAUGGGUUCACGACCUGCGUCGACUACGGACUAACUGGGUGAAGGAGUAUCUGGACACAGCGCCGUAUCUGAUCCUUAUCUUUAAGCAGACGUAUGGAAUAAUGCCGGAUGGAAAGAAAAAGACUCACUACUACAAUGAGAUCAGUGUGUCUAUCUCGUGUGGCCUACUCCUGGCAGCUCUACAGAAUGUAGGUCUGGUGACGGUAACGUCCACACCUUUAAACUGUGGUCCUCAGCUCCGGGUCCUCCUUCACCGUCCAGUCAAUGAGAAGCUUCUCAUGCUGCUUCCCGUCGGUUAUCCCGCUCCAGAUGCCACCGUUCCUGAUCUAACACGCAAGGGACUCGAGGACAUCAUGGUGUACGUGUGACGUCUCUAAAAAACCCACCGUGCUCCUGUUUAGCUUUAUAAUACAGUAUUUCUGGAGAACAUGCUGGCAGUGUUUUGAAAUUACAGCGGAGAUUUUCUGAUCAUGUUUAAGUGGACAGUGAAAUGAUUAGAAACUGGAAAGAAAUGUUGAUGCAGUUGAUAAUGUGAUUCGUGUGUGCAGUUUAUGCUUCCAAGGAUGCAAGAUUUUUUAAGCCAGUGCUUAAGCCAGUGCUUCCUUCCUUUAAGCCCCCCAUCUUCUAGGCAUGCUUAAAAAAACACAGAUAGAAAAUGCAGACAUAAUGCUGCUGAAUGUAAAUGAGACACCUUUGUUUUUGUCAAACCUCUCCCACUUUCUGAAUAGCACUUAAGGCUGUAGUUAUGUCUAAAUAAUCCCACUACACAAUUUCUGUAUUAAAUCCUCACUACAAACCCUCUUAACUCAUCUGCACCCUGUCACGAUGUUGGACACAGGCGAAUGAGGAUCCAAGUGCAGUUUUAGACUUUUACUAAACCAAGACAAAAAACAGGCAGGCAAAACAGAGCAGAAUACAGAGCACACAGGAGACGGGAACAUUAACACCAACAUACAAUAACGACCAACACCAGGGAAGUGAACAAACAGAGUAUAUAUAGUUGACAGGAACCAAUGACAAAGCGGACACAAUCAGAGACAAAGACAACACACCUGAGGGAAUGAAUGAGUUCAAUUAAUGUCCAUGGAAACCAAAGAGUGGGCGGAGCAAACAAUUAACAACCGGGAAAGACAGCAGACAGAAACAGGACAGAAACACAGACAGACUCAUUACACACCUACAGCGCAUAAAUUAAUAUCUGGUAUAUCUGUGUGCCAUAGUUUGUUAUUGUAUUUAAGUUUCUUGGUAAAUGACAACCGAAAUAUUGACACGCAUUCGUCUUUACUUUCUAAAUCCUACUGUAUAAAUUAUACAUACCUUAAGUAAAUACCACAGGGCUGAUGUAAUCUGUGUAUGAGCAUGGAUUAUUUCUGCACCUGAAAAUUUCAAAUUUCAGUAAGAAGCCUGGAAUGAUAAAAUAAAUAAAUAAAA
Tachysurus vachellii is the source of this 2076-nucleotide messenger RNA. It is a transcript of the gene iyd, whose product is annotated as iodotyrosine deiodinase. Gene Ontology annotation, molecular function: oxidoreductase activity. The transcript has 5 exons. The coding region runs from base 120 to 1013 and encodes 297 amino acids. Lineage: Eukaryota; Metazoa; Chordata; Actinopteri; Siluriformes; Bagridae. The record is from RefSeq and is a predicted model, not a curated record.